AUGAAAAAGGGAGGGCGAAAAUUUAGCGCGCUUGUGGUGGACGACGACCAAGUGAUCCGUAACUUUGAGGAGAAGUUGUUGGCGAGAUUCGAACUUGAGACAAAAGUAGUGAAAAAUGGGGAGGAAGCUUUGAAAUUGUUCCGUGAGGGGUAUACUUUUGAUGUUGUUGUCAUGGACAUGGAGAUGCCCGUUAAGAAUGGGCCCGAGUGGUACGGUGGCACGUGCAGGCCACUCGUGCAGGCCACUCGCGCGUUGCGAGCAAUGGGGGUGGACUGCAUGAUCGUCGGGGUGACUUCCCGUGGUGACGGACCCGAGAAGGCAGAGUUGGAGGCCGCCGGUUUGAAUUGCUGUUGGGAGAAGCCGUUGAACGAUAAGAUAGUCCGGACAAUCCUCGACGAGUUGGCCAAGAAAUCGUCUUGA
Messenger RNA from Salvia splendens (bonfire salvia), 420 nucleotides. Its product is annotated as two-component response regulator 24. Gene Ontology annotation, biological process: phosphorelay signal transduction system. The transcript is spliced from 2 exons. The record is from RefSeq and is a predicted model, not a curated record. NCBI's taxonomy places the organism in Eukaryota, Viridiplantae, Streptophyta, Magnoliopsida, Lamiales, Lamiaceae. Bases 1 to 420 code for a protein of 139 amino acids.